CCCAUACGAAAAAGCAGGGGGUGGUGUUGGAGGGAAAUAUGCAGGGUUUAUGGAACCGACUUUAAAGCGCCACUUUUUAUUCCAACCUCCCCGCAGCUCCGGCAGAGAUUGAGUCGGUCCUGUCCGUUUAAACCGAGAAGACACCCAUACCGAGUCCUCAAUGCAAAGGGGGAAAAAAAGAGAAAGGGAUGCCAAGAAAGCUAUAGGGCGAAGGAACGUGGGUGUAAAUAGACAGUGAACGCUCCUGGUUUCUCUCUCUCUCUCUUCUGUCACCCUCCCCUUCUCUUCUCUCCUUUCCACCCUCUGUUUUUUUAUGAAAUCAAUGAACGAGUUAUUGGCUGGGACAUAAAUAUAAGGAAUCAAAGCCUCCACCGGGACCAGCGGCAGUGCGCCUUUUUGAUAUGUGUCUUCGCCAAACGCUACAUGUGUCUUCAAGUCAUUGUAAAUACCGGCUUUGAUAGGACGGGAGCGGAACCCUCUCCACCAACGGCUUGGUUUCGGAACCAAAUCUGAGCUCAUUUCUUCAGAUUUUUUUUAUAUAUUUUAUUUUAUUUUUUCUCUACAGUUUUUAUUUUUUUGUUUUUAUUUAUUGAGUGCGUGCACCGAUUCUUCACCAUUGCUUCCUACUGCUUUUGCACCCACCCCAACUUACUGGCCGGUCUGAAGAUGGCAACUUUAACCAACGGCCAGGUGGACGGCACCGUGCACGGUGUCGGAGUCGUGUCUGCCAGCACGAACGGGCUCGUGAACGGAUUAAGCCACAGCCACAGCCCGGCGGGAUGCCCGGCCACCAUCCCCAUGAAGGACCACGAUGCCAUCAAACUCUUCAUCGGUCAGAUCCCACGCAACCUGGACGAGAAGGACCUGCGGCCCCUCUUCGAGGAGUUUGGCAAGAUCUACGAGCUCACCGUGCUCAAAGACCGCUUCACGGGCAUGCACAAAGGCUGUGCCUUCCUUACCUACUGUGCCAGAGAGUCGGCCCUGAAAGCCCAGAAUGCAUUGCACGAGCAGAAGACCCUGCCAGGAAUGAACAGACCGAUCCAGGUGAAGCCAGCAGACAGUGAGAGUCGAGGAGAAGACAGAAAGCUUUUUGUUGGCAUGCUCAACAAGCAACAGUCAGAAGAUGAUGUGCGGCGUCUGUUUGAGUCCUUUGGCAGCAUCGAGGAAUGCACCAUCCUCAGAGGUCCUGACGGGAACAGCAAAGGCUGUGCGUUUGUAAAAUACUCGUCCCACGCUGAAGCUCAGGCAGCCAUCAGUGCACUACACGGCAGCCAGACAAUGCCUGGUGCGUCAUCUAGUCUGGUGGUGAAGUUCGCUGACACGGAUAAGGAGCGCACCAUCCGCCGCAUGCAGCAGAUGGCUGGUCAGAUGGGCAUCUUCAACCCUAUGGCCCUGCAGUUUGGAGCCUACGGAGCCUACGCUCAGGUGCAGCAGCAGGCAGCGCUGAUGGCGUCCGUAGGUCAGGGAGGCUACCUCAGUCCCAUGGCAGCCUUCGCUGCUGCACAGAUGCAGCACAUGGCCACCAUCAACGGGCUCCCAGGAGCACCGCUGACCCCCACGUCAGGUGGGAGCACUCCCCCGGGCAUCAGCGCCCCCACUGUGACCAGCAUCCCCUCUCCCAUCAGUGUAAAUGGUUUUACCGGCAUGCCACCCCCGCAGGCGAACGGCCAGCCGCCUGCAGAAGCCGUCUUCACCAACGGGAUCCACCAUUACCCAGUGUUGCAGGAGGUGGUUUUCAGAGAGGACUCGGAGAAAAACGGCCUGGGCGUGGCUCCGCGGAGCUGUUUCGGGGUUCAGGGUGGCUGCUUCCUCUCCUCUCUGUCUGAAGCAGCUCAAAGUCCCACUGCAGCUGAUCCUCUCCAGCAGGCUUACACAGGAGUCCAGCAGUAUGCAGCAGCCUAUCCUGCUGCAUACGGUCAGAUCAGCCAAGCCUUUCCCCACCCUCCUCCCAUCAUUCCACAGCAGCAACGAGAAGAUCUUUCUCUCUCCAGGUCCUCCUCCUCUUCCAUCUCCCUCUUGUGUUUUUUUCUCUUACCUUUGCUCCUCAUCUGUCUCUCCUUUCUCGUUUUUUUCUCUCUGUGUUUGUGUCCAUGCAGGACCGGAGGGCUGCAACCUGUUCAUCUACCACCUCCCUCAAGAGUUUGGGGAUGGAGAGCUGAUGCAGAUGUUCCUGCCUUUCGGUAAUGUCAUCUCCUCCAAAGUGUUUGUGGAUCGGGCGACAAACCAAAGUAAAUGCUUUGGAUUUGUGAGCUUCGACAACCCAGGUAGCGCCCAAGCUGCCAUCCAAUCCAUGAACGGCUUCCAGAUCGGUAUGAAAAGACUCAAGGUUCAGCUCAAAAGGCCAAAGGAUGCCAACCGCCCCUACUAGCCCCCUGCCCCCGCCAGCCACCACCAUCCCGGUGGCCGGGGCAGCCAUCACACACAGGGAAAGACAGGUUUCGUUGAAUUAAAUGUUGAAGAUUUGCUACCCACCACAGAGUGCAAACUCAACAUCUGGGCCACAGAGGCUGCUUCAGAAAAAAAGUGCAGAGGGAGCAGUGACCGGGUCAAGGGCGCCUCCUUUUAGGAUGUACCAACAUAUGGAACUCAGAGAGCAGCUGGAUGAACCUCGUCAGCCCCGGGUCUUCUUUUUCUUCUGCAAACAUGUACACACCCCCUUCCCUAACAAACCCCACACGCUUGAAAGACAGCUAACUUUUUCUGGACCACAAAAACUUUUCCUUGAACACUGGCGAAAGGGGAAAAAAGUAAAAGAUCCUACUUUAAACCUAAAUACAGUGACCAACGAUAUCAACUCUGUAAGGGAAUAUGGAUGUCAAAAGAAAUCCAGCAAGGACAAAGCCAACUUAAAAAAAAAAAAAAAAAAAAACUAAAAAAAAGCUGCCACAGAGGAUCCUUUCAUAAGAAUGGUGUGAGCUUUUGGACAAUUCACUUUUAAAGACCAAUUUCUAAGACUUGAAACAAGAAGGGACACAUUCUCGGAGGGAGGACCCAAGUAGGUGUUCGCAGGACACAGAUUUGCUUAAAUUUUGGGAUGGCCAUGUUUAGCUUGGAGUGCCUGUCCGUUUCCAGGGGAAACCGUUGCCAAGGAGAGCCAUAGCAACGGUCUCCAGGGAGUCUUAUCUGUCAUUCCUUAGUUGUUUUAGGGACCAAAAGACCAAACCUUUUUAUCACUGAGGACUUGUAGCUCUAAUACAAUUGGACCACUGCAUCUCUUUUCAGUUGCUCUUAACUGCUUGGAGAGUUGCACUUAAAAAGACAUGUACAUAUAAAAUAUAUACAACACAUGUGUAUAUAUAUAUAUAUAUAUACAUAUACAUAUAUAUUCAUAUGUACGUAUAUAUUGCUGAUAUGCUUUUUGGAUACAGCCAGAACUAUUUCAGAUGACCAAAUGAGGUCUUUCACUUCGCUAGUUUACAAUUACUUAAAAUCUUUAUUUUUAUUUUUCCCUUUUUUGUCUCUGGAGGGAUGGCAAGUGCAUGGGAGGGGCUGCUCCGUAUCACAGCCUUAUCUUUUUUAACUUGACAUCCUAACCUCAUAGAUAGAAAAACACCAGAAAUGUUUGAAAUAUAUGAACUUGUUUAUAUUUGCAGUACAUAUAUAUGUAUAACAAGCAUUCAAGCAAAUGUAUUCAUAUAUACAAUAUAUAUGGAUAAUAGAUAUUAAUCACAAAUUAUGUACUUAUAUGUGCACAUAUUUUAUAUAUGUGUGUCUGUAUAUAGAAUGGCUACCGACUACGUUGAGCUGUAAAUUUUUUUAUUUAUUCUUUUUGUCGAUUAUAGCUGGAAGUUUGAAACGAUGCUCGGCUUGGGAAGAAUCGCAAACCUGGCAGCUCCCAAAACUGCAGGCAUUCCUAUCUCUGAUGUAUGCUGACACAGGAAAUGUUGCUAGGGGAAACGUGCGAGAAGACAUACAUCGUGUAAAUAUGAUCUCAAAAAUGCGAAAAGCCACAACUUAGUAGCAGGCUUCAAGAGAAUCAGGCUGAUUUUUUUUUAAGAGGAAAAGGACAAUUAUCUUCGUUUCUAUUCCAAGCAUAUCGUUCCAGCUUACACACACACACACACACACACACACACACAAGUACACAAACUUUCUUUGAAACUUGAACCAAAACAAAUAGGUCUCACAACCCUUGCUCUCUUUUUGCAUUCAGUAAAGUGCAUGUAGCGUAUGGGCUCUCACCAUGUCAGGGUGUGCCUUGUCACCUGCAGAAUCUGCCAUCCAGCACUGUGCUCUACGAAAUCAAAAGGUUCAACAAAAAAAAGAAAAAAGAACUACUGCGAGCAGCAAAUGCGCUAUUAUGAUGUCAAAACUGCAGCCAGAUCCAUAUCACUUCACAGCAGAGAGCUUCGUUGCACGUCCAACACAACAAGACAUUGUUGGACCAAUGUUGUUCAAUACACACAUGCAUUCAUGUUCAGAAUCGCACUCCAAGUGGGCAUUGGGUAAGCUGUUAGCACAGGUGCUAUUGAUCAAAGCUGUGCACUAUCAUAAGUAAAAAGCUUACUUAGGCUUUGCUGCUGGAAUGGUUUAACACAGAAUGUUACAGAGAUUUUUUUGUUGAUCCUUCAUUCUUACCUUUUUACAGCUAUGACAGAAAAUGCUGGAAAACUUGUUUCCUGCACCACAAAAAGUGGGAAAAUGUAGGCAUCUUUGCUCUUUUUACCUAACUGGAAGCAUACACUUCUAAAUGUUAUACUGGCUAAUAUUCUUGAAGAAACAAACAUUGAAACUGUAAUCGAAGCAACACCUAGAUAACUAGCAUGUGUGGCACAAUCACACACAAGCUAAAACGCAUUCCUGAACGUGCAGUUAGCCCUUGACGUUCACACUGGACAAGAUGUGAGGGGCUUUUUUUCUUUUUCUACUGUUUACUUGCACAUGUUUGCCACCUACAGUUGGAAGAAUCUUGGUGUGAAAUGUCAAAGCGGUGAAAAUCUCAUGAAUCUUCCUUCAGGCUUUUUAUUUCAUCACGAUAAAUGAAUGACUUGGUGUCAUGGAAUUCCAGCCGGGCACAAACCGCAAUGAUCAAUAUUCAAACGGUUGGCACUACAGUGAACUUAAAAAGGCGUCACUACCAAAUUCAAUUUCAAUGCUUUAACUUUCAACACACGUUUUGUACGUCAAGCCCAAAAACAGUCAUAGCGACGCAUAUACGCAAUUGUUUAAAAUACAUCAGCCUGAAACAUGCAUAUACGCAUGUAGAUAUACUUUUUUAUUGAAAGUGGUCACUUAAGCGGGCGUUGCCGAGGGCAGUGUGAAUUUUGAUAAGAGCGGCAACUGUUGCAUCGCUGAAGCCGCCUUCCCCUUGCUUUAGCUUACAGUUUCCCCUUCCAAUCCCCAAAAAUAGAACCUACUAUCCACCUGCAAAAGGUCAACAGAGUUGGAUUUAUUGGACUUUGCAUUCAACAUAUUUUGAGCUGGUGGAGAUUACUUAAUGAAUAUUUAUAUGGAUGAAUAUUUAUUAGGCUAUAUGACACUUUGGAAGACAAUGCUUCCUGUUGGGUGUUGUUACAAGUUUUCCUAUAAACUGCUCAUUAUGCUGUUUCCCCAGCGUCUGCGCCUAACCUUUUUAGCAGUUUGAAUAAUUUAACAUUUACCUUCCAAAUCCAGCGAGGCUUAAAGACCACAACUACACAUCCCAGGAUGCCUCUGUUUGUGUGUGGGGGUCACAUAGCAAUCUGAGCGUGGCAUUCAGUGUAAGCCAGAUGACCAACACGAGCAGUGAAUUAAAACAAAACUCCCCGCCACUACCCCACCACGUCCACCUGAACCCAACUUACCUAACAAUAACAUGCUAAAUGUCACACGUCUGGUCUACGGCCGUGUGUCCUUUCUGUCUGCUCCGAGGCCAGGACGGAAAACCGUCUACACUGUUUGUUCUUUUCCUCGCCAUUUGUUUGAGCCCAUGUCUUUUACCAGUGUUUUCAUGUCUGGAGGAGGGGGUAAAGCUGAAGCACGACAACCGUGGGAACUAGAAUGCCUGGUACCUCAUCCUCAUUUGCUCCAAACUUCAAGCUGCAGGUUUACAUGAAAAAAGAAAAACAACAAAAAGUGGAGGUUCGAAAAACAAAAAGAGAACGAAGCAAAAGUUUGAAUAUAAAUAUAUAAAUAUAUAUAUAAAUACAUCAAGGGAUGAAUAUACUGUAAAUUGUUUCCUUUUUUUGCUCUGUUUUCCUCUGUACAUAGGUUUGCAUAUUUUAUAGGACUUUUACUUCUAUCUACAAGGACUGGAUUACAAAAAAAAAAGUACUUUAAAUACUAAAAAAAAAAAAAAAUUAUAUAUAUCUAUGAAUGAAAAUGUGAUAACGCUCAUGCAAACCAGGUACAAAAAAAAGUAUAUAGUUGCUAGGAUACGGUACAAACUGUAGGACCUGACCAAGGCAUUUAUCCAGAAUACAGUCAGGGAGAGCAUUGACCUCAGUUAGAGCUUAGACAUGCAUUGACCUUUUUUAUAUUUAAAAAAAAAAAACAAGAACACAUUUAAGUGGGUACUUUUCAUUUAUUUCUUUAGAUAUUUAUUUAGAAGUCAUGUCUGACAUGAUAUGCAUGCUUUCAUGGCAUUAUUUUUUUAUGAGUUGGUGCGUGACCAAAUAGUUUUUUAUACGACAUGCAUGAGCUACCAACGUGGUCCACAAGUGAUCUUGGUUCUUCUGGGCAGGACCACGCCUUCAGCACUUCUUUGAUGAUGGAGGGGGCGAAAACAACUAUUGACGAAGUGAUGUCAGAGACACAUUUUGAUCUGUUAGCGAUUAAUUAUUUAUUUGUGUUUUUAUUUAUUUGUGCGGUCUGAUUCAAGAUCUGAGCUCUAUUGUUUUGCCACACAUCUUGUGUGUGCUGGAUUUUUAAUUUUAAUUUUUUUUUUAGAUCACUGCACUUCUAAAUCACUGGAAUUCUUGUCCUUUCACUGGUAAACUACUCGCAACAAUGCAGUACAACACUAAAGCCUUAUGUAUAUUGUAAUUAAAAACUCAUGUGAUUUCUGUUUAGCAACAAAAAGAUGUGUUAAUACUCCUGAAAAACAUUUCAAAUUUGAUCCCACUUUUGUGUCUAUUUUGAAACCAUUGCAGUGCAACUGAGGGAAGUUAAGUCUACUGUUCAGUCAGAUACUGGAUCACAACAGUAGGCUAAGUAGGCCUAAAGGUCACAGGGAUUCUCUGCCAAUGUUUUAGGAAAAACCUCUUUUUUUUUAAAUAAUAGCUGAUUGGCAGGUGGCAUAAAAUUAAAUCAUCCAGCUGUUUUUGUUUUUAAACAUUUGACAGAGCUCCGAUCUUGUUUAUCCCAGUCACCCUCCAAAGAGUACAUUUCACUGAAGUCUGUGGCAUUUCAUCCAAAGGAGAAGUGUCACUCUCUUCAGCGCUGCCGCUGGUGUGAUUUUAUUUUCUAAAGCUCUGUUGUGUUUGCUCGACUCACUAUUUCCAUGGUUUGGUUUUUUAAAGUAUUCUGGAACUCUACUGUAAUUCCCAGUUUCAGCACAGAUGGAGAGUGGGGAGAUGAAUGUUGCAUAUUAGGCUUUGCCAGGAUCCUGAUGAGUUGAGCUUCUGAUUGGGCAGUGCGCUUUAGGCUCCCACCCCUCUGUCUAUAGACUGCAACAUUCUCCAGUCCCCUGGACUCAUCUUUUGUAAUUUUAAAUGAAUGAUGCGUCUCAGCUUAGCCCAAUAAUAAAGCACAGUCUAGAAUAAAUGA
Oryzias latipes (Japanese medaka) is the source of this 7686-nucleotide messenger RNA. RefSeq names its product CUGBP, Elav-like family member 4 (gene celf4). Gene Ontology annotation, molecular function: RNA binding. NCBI's taxonomy places the organism in Eukaryota, Metazoa, Chordata, Actinopteri, Beloniformes, Adrianichthyidae. The record is from RefSeq and is a predicted model, not a curated record.